ACGAAUGCGUAAACUUUUGAUCUCCACUGUCAGUUGGAGUUAACGGCCACUGCGGCAAAAUUGUAAAUAUAUGUUGCACCCAUACAAAUGCGCAGUCACCGGUAACUUCCAACUGACUGGAAGUAAAUAAGCAACAAAUUGAUUUGCAAUUUUGGUUGCUAAGCUGAUGCAAAUUAGGCAUCGACACAGUUCGUCUUAAAAUCGCGCCCGCGAAAGUUCAAAAAGUGCUCCCCAGUGACAAGUGAAAAUUAAAGACAAUACAAAAAGAAACACAUAUACGUACAAACAGUGAACAGUGCAAAGUGGUAUAAAACUACAACAUACAAAAAUACCUACAAAACAUAAAAAGGAGACCCAGCAUAUUCGAGGAGAUAAAACCAGAAAAGCCCAGAAAAGACCCAGAAAUUCGUCAAAAUAUGGCUGCUUAUCUACCAAAUCAGGACUGGCGUCUGGAAGACCGGAGCCGCAGCCCCAGUAACUCAGCCCGGAGCCCCAACCGCCCAACCCCACAACCCAAUCGAACAGCCCGCAGUCCUAACCAGCCACCGAGAAGCAGACGUGAGGCAAGGCCCAACCGACGCCUUUUAAACGAGAGACCCAGCAACUGGCAGUACUCCUGUGGACUAUGCCAACAGGACCACAGCCUUUAUUCGUGCCCGGUGUUCCGGCGACAGACCCCGUUUCAGAGGUAUGAGACAGUGGAAAGACGUGGGUAUUGUCGGAACUGUCUGGCAAGGAGCCAUCUUGCCCCCGAUUGCCCCAGUCUGGAUGGCUGCAGGCGUUGCGACAGCAGGCACCAUACGACCCUGCACGGGGCAUCACAGCUGGAUGAGGUGCCUCUGAAUAUGGAUGCUAUAAACGCACCAGUCUUUGCAUGGGAUUUGGUGUUGGUGCCCACCGUAAUGAUGAGGUUAAUGGCCGAAGGGAUGGAAGGUUUCGUAAUGGUGCGGGCACUGAUGAGCCAGUCGGCAACUAUGACCACCAUUUCAUAUGCGGCAUAUAGGCGGUUUGGCCUGCAGCACCGCAUAUAUAAGGGGCAACGCAUAACCACAUUCACGAUACGACCCAGAAGAAUUAGCAGCAGCUGGUCGCUGCAAGUAAAUGCGGUGGUGAGCGACAAACUCCCCAGGCGACUUUAUUCGGAGGCUCUGUUGGAAGACCCCACCCGGGGCUUCACUAAUUACGCCAUCGCCGACCCAGAUCCUAGGGGGAACACGCCUAUCGAUGUGGAAUUAGGGGCGGACACAUACAAUGCGAUUCGCAAAAGUGGGUGUGUGGCGGUUGGAUUAGGGGAUGUACGGGCUUUCAACACACAACUGGGAUAUGUGUUCGCUGGACCGAUCCGGAACAUGCCUGCUGCCGAAAAUUGUAUGGAGCAAGCGGAAUUGAAGAUUUACACUUGUCACUCGGGGGCCCAGAAAUGUUUACGAAUGCGUAAACUUUUGAUCUCCACUGUCAGUUGGAGUUAACGGCCACUGCGGCAAAAUUGUAAAUAUAUGUUGCACCCAUACAAAUGCGCAGUCACCGGUAACUUCCAACUGACUGGAAGUAAAUAAGCAACAAAUUGAUUUGCAAUUUUGGUUGCUAAGCUGAUGCAAAUUAGGCAUCGACACAGUUCGUCUUAAAAUCGCGCCCGCGAAAGUUCAAAAAGUGCUCCCCAGUGACAAGUGAAAAUUAAAGACAAUACAAAGUGAACAUUUAAAUUAACAAACAUAAUUAUAGAACAUUGUCAUACAACACACAACAACCAUCAUCAAAAAAAAAAAAAAUAUUUAAUCACCCAAUAUCCAACACGAAGAACGUUAAACAAAAAUUAUUACACAAUAUACAAAAAAUACAUGAAUUUCCACACACAAAAUCAUAUACAACACUUACACGAAUUUAGAAAGAAAAUACACUAAAAAUUAAACUCAUUAUUAAACUUACACAACAUAUAAACAUUUGAAAUUGCCACAUAAAACAAACCACUGAAACCACUGAAAAAUUCUGUUUUUAUAUUCCAAUAAAGAUUGUGCUCAAAUUGAAUUUUAAAUGUGAAAUAAAUGUCUUGUUAAUUAAAAAAGGCAGACCAUAGGUA
Musca domestica (house fly) is the source of this 2077-nucleotide messenger RNA. RefSeq lists its product as uncharacterized. The coding region runs from base 417 to 1469 and encodes 350 amino acids. Lineage: Eukaryota; Metazoa; Arthropoda; Insecta; Diptera; Muscidae. The transcript is spliced from 3 exons. The record is from RefSeq and is a predicted model, not a curated record.